CAGUGUGUUUGAUCGUACUGAGAGACAGCCCGCCUCCCGGUUCACAGCUGUCUGUCUGCCACGACCUCUGGAUUACUGGAAAGCAAGAGGGGAUGAGACUGCCGGGGAGCUUUCCCUCGCCGACUUCUUAUCUUCUGGUGCAAGAGCUUGAAGAGGAAAUGCAUUCUUCAAGUCAGAGCAGACCGGAGGACGUGUCUUUAACAAACGCCAGCCUGUUUGUGUAUUUUGCGAUGGACAGUUCCAACUUUACGCACGGACCCCUGUCCUCAAACGGGACUCCGGUUCAACUUACGCAGAGAGGCGAGAUGGAGACAGACAUGACUUUGCCUAUUUUCAUGUUCGCUGGCGGUGCAGUUGGGAAUCUAAUCGCGAUAAUCGUCCUUUCUAUAUCAAGAACGGAAAGAAAGUCCUCAGCUUUCUACACGUUGGUGUGCGGACUGGCUGUCACGGACCUGCUGGGCACCUGUCUGGCCAGUCCGCUCACCAUAGCCAACUACCUGGACACGCAUGUGUUGGAAAACAAGCACGCCUGCGAGUUUCUCUCCUUUUUGUUGCUGUUCUUUGGUUUAACCGGACUGAGCAUCAUUUGCACCAUGGCAGCGGAGCGGUUCCUGGCCAUCUGCUGCCCUUACACCUACCAGCGGUGGGGGGUCGACCGACGCUUUGCGCAAAAGUUUCUCUUCUUCAUUUACAUGAGUCACAUUUUUUUCUGCUGCCUCCCCAUGAUGGGCAUGGCUCAAAGCCGGCUGCAGGAGUCCGGCACCUGGUGCUUCAUCGACUGGAGGACCAGUAAGGCUGCGACCACCGCGUACUCCGCCCUGUACGGCGCCGUCAGCCUGCUGCUCAUCCUGGGGACCAUCGCGCUGAACCUGGCGGUGUGCGGGGCGCUGCUGCUGAUGCGCCGGAGGACCGUGCGGCGGCGCGCCACCCGGGCCAGCGUCAGGGAGCGCUGGAGAGCUCUGUCCUCAGCCGCGGAGACGCAGAUGAUCACGGUGCUGGUGAUGACCUCCGCGGUGGUCCUGGCCUGUUCUGCCCCACUAGUGGUGCGUGUAUUUGCUAAUUGCUUCAAGGUGAAAAAUGACCCCAGAGCAGAUCUGGCUGCCAUCAGGAUAGCCUCUGUCAACCCCAUUCUGGACCCCUGGAUCUACAUACUCCUGAGGAGGUCCCUGUUUCGACGGCUGCUUGGGUUGUCCAGACGAAUCAGCAGGACUAGCAGCACUUCCCCUCCGUCACCACAAAGACAUCUGUUUUGUUCUGAUAUCAUGAAGGAUAGCCAUGUGUUCAGCCAGCUGAUGUGCAACGCAAACCUCAUCACACAGCUUCCUGCCACCAACAAAUUCACUCCAUAUGAAACGGAGAGCCUCAGUUGAAAUGCUGCAGACCAAGCUUGCGUUGGACAUUGAAGUGAUGUUUGUCAUGCUCGUGCUCCAUGCAGCAUCACAUAAAGCCACAGACUGAUUUCAGAGCUACCUUGGUGGGAUGAAUGGAUGGUGGACAAACAGCUGAUAAACAGCCACAGGGACCCACAAGUGCUUUUUAUUGAAUCUAAUUAAGGUGGAGAAGCAGCAGUCUGGCUGCACCUGAUUUUCUUGCAGUAUCUUGGACAUCUACUCAGUCUUUCACCAUCUUAUAUUUGCGGGUGGCUGGAGGUGAUCCUGGCUUGAUGACCCUGUACAGAUGACCCACCCUUCACAGGGAAAACUGAGACAGUCAUAUACACACCCACUGAGAUAUUCAAAACAUUUCAUGUAAUUCACAUGUGGAUGGAAGAGAGAGUGGCCAGGCAAAAGCCACAGUUGCAUUGGGUGAAUAUGUGAAAUUCAAGCAAGUGAAGAGCAGGGGAUCUUCUUGCUGUGAGGCGGGAGUGUUAAAAGUCUUUGAAUUGCAACGUGAAGUAUAAGAAAACAAAGUAGAGACUGACUUCAUCUUGUGCCUUCUGUGGUCAUCCAGCCUUCAUCACUGCCUCAGCCUCACUGAUGCACCUUUUCUCUGUUUCGUGUUAUGAAGCACACUUAAAACUCAUUUGACUUUUUCUACUCCAGGUUAUUCCAGCCAUCGGCACUCCUGUAGCUGUAAUGAAAUCUUGUUUCUCUUGGUACAUUCUUUAUCAAAUGUCUUGUUGGAGAAAUAACAGCGCAAAGACCUCGAGAAAAGGUUGGGUUUCUUCAAAUCGGCUGGAAGCCAUCAAAACAUUUUUUAAAAUAUUGUUGUGGCAGGCAGGUGGCUUGGGCUUCGAUCUCUCUCAGAUAUAAUCAUGUUCAUGGGAAACUCUCCAGGAUGUGCUUUUAAAUAAGGAAAGGAAUUCUAAACACACGGACAUGACAAACCACAGAUUUA
Messenger RNA from Salarias fasciatus (jewelled blenny), 2337 nucleotides. Its product is annotated as prostaglandin E2 receptor EP4 subtype-like. The coding region runs from base 93 to 1370 and encodes 425 amino acids. The transcript has 2 exons. Gene Ontology annotation, cellular component: plasma membrane. Gene Ontology annotation, biological process: inflammatory response; adenylate cyclase-activating G protein-coupled receptor signaling pathway; negative regulation of inflammatory response. The record is from RefSeq and is a predicted model, not a curated record. NCBI's taxonomy places the organism in Eukaryota, Metazoa, Chordata, Actinopteri, Blenniiformes, Blenniidae. Gene Ontology annotation, molecular function: prostaglandin E receptor activity.